AUGGCGGCCAUCGGUGUUCACUUCGGUUAUACCUGCGCCUGUGUGGCGGUUUUUAAGGUGAGUCAGCCCCUGAACAUCUUUUUAAAGUGAACAUAGAGCUUAUUAAAAACGAGGAUUUUCCUCCUGCUGAGCGAGAACUUUGAUUUUAAUCGAUAAAGAUGAUUUUAAAAGAGAGAAACAGCCAAUCAAUGAACUGAUCUCAGCUCCUAUACACACCCAUGUUAUUUUAUUUAUCUCAAUAAUUUAAUCUCUUCUUAAAUUUACUGGAUCUAUCAUAUCGAUUAUUAAUCACGAGGUUUACUUGAUUAAUUUAAUCCUAAAACCAGCUCUAAACCUGACAUCUGAGCUUGAAUAAAGAAGAAUAUAAUAUUAUUUCUGGUUGAUGAAUGAGGAUAACACUUUUUAGGACUCCAGCUGUGAUUUCUCAGAUUGAACCCAGACUGACUUCUUGAUGUCACAGUCUGAUUCAGUCUGCAGGUAAAACUGUCAGAGACUGAAAGACCUGAAUUUAAUUAAGACUGACCAAAGACAGGUCUCCUGAUGGUCUGGAUCUCUACAGCGUCUCUGCUUUUACAAACACUUGCUUUCCUCUAUCCUCUUAUGUGUGUGUGUGUGUGUGUGUGUGUGUAGGAUGGACGUGCAGAUGUUGUAGCCAACGAUGCAGGGGACAGAGUGACUCCAGCUGUGGUGGCCUACAGAGACUCUGAACAGGUAAUACAUGCGCUGUGAGUGUGUGUUGGGGGGGGAUCAUUAAAGGGAUAUUCUGCUGUAAAAUUAAUUUAGGGUCAAACACACCGUAACACCGAGUUAGACCCCCCCCUCCAGAGAUGAAUGUUGCCGACCGCUUGCUUCUCUAGUUAUACCAACUUUAGUAACGACCGCAGGAUAGAAAUACAGAGCGAUCUGAGGAGCCAUAAACAAACCUCAACCAAAACGCCACUUCUUCAUGGAAAUACAAUCAGACCGAGACGCUAAGACAGAAGAACUACCGCGUCUGUAAAAUGAUUAAUAUGGUGAUUAUGACUUCAAGGAAAUGAUAAAGAAAUGAUCAUAAAUGUUCUUCCUUGAGCUGCGACACCCCGCUGUAGUCCAACAAGCGUCUGCUGGAAGAGAGUAGGUGAGUUGUGUUUAGUCUCUUUGUUAAAGAAAUGAGUCAAAGUUAAAAAGAUGUUUGGUGUCUAGUACUAUGUCUGUGACCCUAUAUGUCCUGUUGAUGAAGUUAGGUGCUGUUCUGAGCAUUAUUUGUGGCUAUAGAGUGGAGUUUUGGUUGAGGGCGUGGCUCUCUGUAUUGCUAUCCUGCGGUCGUUACUAAAGUUGGUAGAACUAGAGAAGCAAGCGGUCGACAACAUUCAUCUCUCUGUUUAUCUGUUUAAUACAAACACACUCAUGAUGAUUAUUGAUCCAUUUGUCUGAUAAAUGUCUCUUUUGUACUUAUUGAUCUAUUCAUUGUAUAUUUGAUUUGUUUGAUUCAGUUUUAUGUUUGUUUUCAGUCCGGCUGAUUUCAUGUAUUUUGUGUUUUUUCUUCUGCAGAUUGUCGGUAUUGCAGCAAAACAAGGACGAGCCAGAAACGCUGCAAACACCGUGAUUAAAGUGAAACAAGUCCUGGGCAGGAGGUGUGUGUGUGUGUGUGUGUGUGUGUGUGUGUGUGUGUGUGUGUGCACAUGUAAUGCUCAUGUAACCCUUAAGCCGCGUUCAGACCAAACGCGAGCAGGUCGCGUCGCGUCGCGUCGCGUCGCGUUGGUCGGUCAGGUCGCGUCGCGUGGUGCCCUGGUGUGUCAACACCGGAUCCAAAGCUGCAGUCGCAGGUCGCGGCUGGUCGCCGGUGACGUCAUCCAUGUCACUAGCUCAGUUUUCAUUUCAUCAGUGCCGCCGCAUAUCUGUACAUCCGCAGUAGACGCCACCGGCGUUUAUGGGUGCAUGAAACCAUCCGGAGGAGGACGGAGCUGGGUGAAUUUCACCACUUGCUCCAGGAACUCCGCCUGGACGACGGCCGCUUCCAGUGGUACUUCCGUGUGUCGACGGCGCAGUUCGAGGACCUCCUCGCCCAGGUGGGAAGCAGCAUCUCCCGCCUGGACACGAAAUACAGGCGCUCCGAAACUGAGAUGCUUCUUCUUUGGCGUUGCGGUCCCGGUACAGCCCGCAACCCACGUCGUAUAGCACCGGGUGGUAGCUAACGGAUGUGAUUAACUGCUCCUCCAUUGUGAUUCUUCUUCUCCUCUUCCUUGUUUCGCCGGUUUGUUGACGUCAGCAGAGCCCUGAUUGGCUGUCGCGGCACGGAGUCGCUCCCAAAGUUCAAAUAUUUGAACUUUGGGCGCGACGCGACUUGGCGUCCUGCGACCUCGGCGACGCGACCUCGGGGACGCGCCUUGGCAACCGGUCGCUAGGUCGCGUCAGGUCGCGUCGCAGGCAGCCGGCGGUCGCCAAGUCGCGUCAGGUCGCGGCUGGUCUGAACGCGGCUUUACAGUUACUUGACUGUGUGUGUUUGUGUGUGUCUGUCUUUGCAGCUUCGAUGAUUCAGAGACUCAAACUCACAGAUCAGAGACCAAGUGUCAGGUGACUCUUUAAAUCAUAAACACUCAUUCUGGUUCUGGUUCUGGUUUCUGUUCUGGUCCGGAGUUAACUGGUCUCUGUGGUUCAGGUGGUGAGUCGGGAUCAGAUGCUCUGUUAUGAAAUCGCAACGGGAGAUCAGACGACCUUCAUCUCGCCACGAGAGGUCGCCAAACUAAUCUUCAUCAAGAUGAAGGGUGACCGCACGCACACUCACACACACACACACACACACACACACACACAGAGUUAAACAGGAAGUGAGAAAUUGUGUGUAUUGUUGUUCAUGUUGUUUGUUCGUUUGUCGUUUACAGAAACGGCUCAGUCAGCUGUCGGCUCUGAUGUCACAGAGGCCGUCAUCACCGUCCCUUUUGAGUUUGCACAUGCUCAGAAGAGCGCUCUGAGGUCUGUCAUGUGACUGUGUGUGUGUUCAGUUAUUGUGAUGUGUGUGUUUUUGUCUGUGUGUGUAAAACCUAAAACGUGUGUGUGUGUGUGUUUCUCAGGGAGGCGGCGGAGGCUGCAGGGUUUCGUGUUCUGCGUCUGAUCCACGAGCCGGCGGCGGCUCUGCUGGCUUACGGCGUGGGUCAAGAAUCCCCAUCAGGGAAGAGGUUAGAGGUCAUUUAUUAUUAGACUGAAGCAAUGCAUGAUGGGAGAUCACUCAUUCAGCCUUUAAUCACACACACUCAUUCUGUUGUGUUUGUAUCACUGGGGGGGUGGGGUCAGUGUUGAGGCACGCUAUGAUGUCAUCGGUUAGACAUGGACAGCAGCUGUCACAUGACCUGUUCUCUGUCCUCAGUCACGUCCUGGUGUGGAAACUGGGCGGAGCCUCUCUGAGCGUGACGGCUCUGCAGGUGAACGGAGGAAUGUUCCGCGUCCUGCACACGCUGACGGAUCACGCCAUCGGGGGAGAGCGCUUCACUCAGGCGCUCGCCCAACACCUGGCGGCGGAAUUCAAACGGUGACAGCAUGAACUUAUCAGUUAUUGAUUUACUCACUCGAUCAUUUAUGUACACUAAAAGACCGUACAUCAAACACAGAAAUAAACAGUGUUCGAGUUAUCAACCGACCAGCCAAUCAGAGAGUGUUGAGGGCGGGGUUAAAGUUUGUGUGUGUGUGCACGUGUGUGUGUGUGCAGCUCUUUCAGACAUGACGUCAGCGCCAACCCUCGGGCGAUGCUGAAGCUGAUGAAUGGCGCCGACAUGAUCAAACACUCGCUGUCCACUCUGGGAUCAGCCAACUGUUUUGUCGACUCGCUGCACGACGGCGUCGACUUUGACUGCAGUGUCUCCAGGUAACCAAUCAGGACAGAGAUGGACACAGAUUUAACUCUGAUUUAAACCUGAUUAAAACUUUAUUAACCCUGACUUAAACCCAGUUUAAACUUCAUUUAAGUCUAAUUUAAACCUGAUUUAAACCGGCGUUAACUCUGAAUUAAUCUUCAUUUAACUCUGAUUCAAACCUGAGUUUACUCUGAUUUCAACUUUAUUAAACUCUUAUUUAAACCUGAGUAAAAUUUGAUUUAAACUUCAUUUAACUCUUAUUUAAACUGGACUUAAACUGCAUUAAUCUUGACUUAAACCUGAUUUAAUCUUCAUUUAACUCUGAUUCAAACCUGAGUUUACUCUGAUUUCAACUUUAUUAAACUCUUAUUUAAACCUGAGUAAAAUUUGAUUUAAACUUCAUUUAACUCUUAUUUAAACUGGACUUAAACUGCAUUAAUCUUGACUUAAACCUGAUUUAAACUUCAUUUAACUCUAAUUUAAACCUGAUUUAAACCUGAGUUAACCCUGAUUCAAACUGGAUUAAAACUUAAUUUAAACCUGAUUUAGAAAGUAAAGACUUUUCUCAGUCUGGUCACAUGAUUCAGCAGGAGGAACAGACACUGAGAUGACGUCUGAUAAACUUGUCUGUGAGAAAAUGCAGAGAUAAUUCCCGUCUUUGUUUCAGUGAAUUGAUUAUUAAUCUGAUCAGAUUUAUGAUUAAACUGUUAUAAAGGUUGUUAGUCAUUGCGGUUAAACUGCAGCUCUAAAUGUGAUUAACGUGUUAAAUUAUGGCGUCAUAGACAUUGUUAAUAACUCAGUUGUAAACAGAUGUACGAACGCCGUUAAAAACGAAGUUAAAACCCGUGAUAAUGUGACGUUUGUGUUUCUUCAGAGCUCGUUUUGAGCUGCUGUGCUCUGCGCUCUUCACUAAGAGCAUCCAGCCAAUCCGAGUGCUGCUGGAGGAGGCGGGGCUUUCCACCUCAGACAUCAACAAGGUACGGGUGUUUUCAUUCUCCGAUUCUCUGACUCGCCUGUUUAACCUCGAUUUUUACCUUUAAAGUUUAUCUGAUGGUCGUUGUUUAUUUUUGUUUUCUCCUUUGUUUGUUGUUGUCAUGUUGACCGCCGUCUCAGGUGGUCCUGUGCGGCGGCUCAGCGAGGAUCCCUCGCCUACAGCAGAUGAUCCGUGAUAUGUUUCCUGAUGUGGAGCUGCUGAGCUCGGCGCCUCCUGAUGAGGUCAUUGCGGUGGGUGCGGCCUUGGAGGCGGGGCUUCUGGUGGGCAGAGAAGGGCUGCGACCAGAGGAGGAGUCAUACAGCGUGGAUGUUUCUGUCCCCGACAUCCUGCUGAAGGUGAGCUGCCAAAACAACAUCCUUCUCUCUUUACUUCAACAAACGAUGUUGGAGUUAAUUGAUUGUUUAUUGAUUUUUUUUUAAAUAUUCAUUUAUUUAUUUAUCUAUUUAUUUAUUCCUGUAUGUUAAAUAUUUGUUAAUUUAUUUCUUAAUUUUAAAACUUCUUUCUCCCUGUAUGUAAACAUUAAUUUUUUUAAUUAUUAUUUUUAAUUUAAUUAUUUAUUUGUCUAUUUAUCCUUUUAUGUCAAAUAAUGUUUAAUUUAUUCCUGUAUGUUAAAUAAUAAUAAAUGAAUUUAUUUUUCUUUAUUUAUCCCUGUAUGUAUACAUUUAUUUAUUUAAAUUAUUUUUUAUUUUAAUGAAUUAUCUUUGUAUUCUUUUAUGUUAAAUAUCAGUUAUUUAAUAAAAAAAAUCUAUUUAUCUUUUCCUAUAUCUUAAAUAUUAAUAUAUGAAUUUAUUUAUUUAUCCCUGGAUGUGUAUAAAUUAAUUUUAUUUAUUUAUUUAUUUUAUUUAUUUAUGUAUGAGUUUAUUCAUUUAUCUAUCCCUGUCUGUUUAAUGUUUAUUAGUUUUAACUUUAUUUAUUCCUGUAUGUGUAUGUUUAUUUCUUCAUGUUUUUAUUCAUUAAUGUAUUUAUUUAAUGAUUAAUGUCAUUUAUUUAUUGAUUUUAUUGUGGACGAUUAAAACGUCUUUAUUCUCCGUGUUUCAGUCGGUCUGAGGAGUCUUGGUCUUGAUUCUCGUGUUUUUAUCUCUGUUGUGUUUCUUUGUGUCUCAGGAACACGAUGAAUCUGGCGCGGAGGUGUUCACGGUGCUCCUCCCCUCGGGAACGCCACUUCCUGCCCGCAGACAUCACGUCUUACAAGGGGGGGCGCUGUCCUCCCUCAGCCUGCAGAUCUACCAAAGACUGAUGACCCAGCAGCCCGAGAAGCUCGCUCAGGUGUGUGUGCGUGCGUGUGUGUGUGUGUGUGUGUGACAUUAAUGAAUCCAUCUUUAUCUUCUUGUUUGUUUGAACGUUCAGAUCAUCCUCAGAGACCUACAACCUUCAGAGACUCACAACAUCGACACAGUGGUCACCAUGAAGAGGUACAUACACACACACACACACACACACACACACACACACACACACACACACUCCUGUCUUAUGUGAAUCGGUCGGUCCAGGAGACGCUGAUUCAGUCUCUGCUGUUAACGGUGAAACUGACUGUGUGUGUGUGUAUGUGUGUGUGUGUGUGUGUGUGUGUUUCAGGGAUGGCUCCCUGCAGGUGUCCUGUGUGGAUCAGGUCAGCGGGAGGUCGGAGGUCAUCUCUGUCGCAGCUGCGUCGUAA
Molecule: messenger RNA, 6478 nt
Organism: Xyrichtys novacula (pearly razorfish)
Lineage: Eukaryota; Metazoa; Chordata; Actinopteri; Labriformes; Labridae
Source: the annotation of a GenBank genome assembly